Eriocheir sinensis (Chinese mitten crab) is the source of this 1393-nucleotide messenger RNA. Its product is annotated as mucin-3A-like. The record is from RefSeq and is a predicted model, not a curated record. NCBI's taxonomy places the organism in Eukaryota, Metazoa, Arthropoda, Malacostraca, Decapoda, Varunidae. The transcript has 5 exons. The coding region runs from base 147 to 788 and encodes 213 amino acids.
CGGGGUCGACGCAACACACACGACGUAAGACACACCAACACGUCACAUAACACACACCAUACUCUGUUUUGUAUAUACACCGACGCUGAACAGGACCCAGCAUCACUUGGCUCUCGGGGUCGACACAACACACACGACCUUUCAGAAUGAGGGCAACAUCGGACUGCGUGGUGGCGUGCGUGCUGUGGGCGUGUCUGGCGGUGGGUCUGAGUGUGGCCACGCCUUACGGAGGCUGGAAACCCCAACCGAGCUACUCCUCCGGCGGCAGUCUAAGUGGGUGCGGCACCAACGUCCAGCACAUCACCAAGAUCCUGGGCAGCACCGUCACGCAGACCGCCACCGUCAUCACCACCGUCACAUCCGCCACCGCCACCACCACAGCCACGCGGACGGUGACGCAGAUUAACACCGUAGCUUCAACCGCCACCGUCGUCAACACCGUCAUCAGCACCGUCACUACCACCGCUGCCGCCACCGCCACCGCCACCGUCACCGCCACCGUCACCGCCACCGCAACCGUCGUCAACACCGUCAUUAACACCGUCAUCAGCACCGUCACUACCACCGCUACCGCCACCGCCACCGUCACCGCAACCGCAACCGUCACCGUUACCGCCGCCACCGCUACGGUCACCACCACCGCCACCGCUACCGUCACCGUUACCUCCACCGCCGCCGCCACCACCAUCACCAACACCGUCACCGCAAUCCAGCCCUGCAGCAUCGGUACUGGAUACGUGCGCACGGGUCUUCCCACCAAGUACAACGGAGGCUGGGUCUGGCAUUAAAGCGAAAGGAUCUAUCUCCCCGUCGCAUCAAACAUCUCAUUGGCAGAUCACGUCUAAUAUUAUAAUCUCCCAUGGCAGCAUUACUGGUUCAUAUUUAAUCUCGUUUGUUUUAUUUAUUGAUUUAAUGAUGUGCACUUAGCAGUUGUGGUAGAUCAAAUACAUUAUCGCAAAUCAUGUCGCUAAUUCCUUUCCUUCAUGAUAACAAGAUAGGCCUAUAUAGAAUGUUAGCCCAGCCCACCCAGGUGUUCAUCCUCCCUUUCUGGCAGGUAAUCUGUGGUAACCCGGAUGUCACACCUGCCCUGUUCUCUAUCUGUAUAUGUCUAUCUUCCUAUCUAUCUAUCUGUUUAUCUACCCAUUUUAGAUGUCUGUAUCUAUCUAUAUCUAUUUAUCUUACUAUCUUUACCGAACCUCAUUUCAUGGUAUUCUUUUUCACAUCUUAAUGACACUUUUUUUUCAUCCUUUUGUCCGACCAUCCGCUGAGCAAAGGACACGAAGCAUAAACUCACUAGUGGAGGAAACGAAAGAUGAUGCACUCCAACUUGAUCUGAUUUUUUCCCCCCAAACAACAGAAUAUGUUUACAGGGUCACGGCCACCCAGUGUUAAU